AUGCAUGCCGAGCAGGACUACACCACCUUCUACCCCUGCAGUGAGCUGCCCGUCCGUGGUUACACCACUCUCUGCUUGAACAACGCCCAGAGCAAAACUGGUCUCAUGAAUGACCUCGACUUCGAGACGAUGAUGACGGACGUCGGAACAGGAGUGCAAUUCCUGCGCAACUUGACCGACAUUGACCAGGUGAUCAUCUGGGGUCACUCCGGCGGCGGUGCGAUGAUGGCUGCGUAUCAGAACGUGGCCGAGAACGGAGCCUCUGCCUGCAACGGCACUGAAAAGCUGUACCCCUGCUCCAGCGCGAUGGAUGGCUUGCCCGCUGCCGACGGAGUGCUGCUCAUCGAUGCCAACUUUGGCCUGUCCACCAUGACUCUGCUGUCUCUCAACCCUGCCAUCACCAACGAGACCACCGGCGCCGAUAUCAACUCGGAGCUGAACUUGUACAGCGCGGCCAACGGCUGGACCGAGAACGGGGCCAACUACACCACCACGUUUGUGCGGGAGUUCUUGGCUGGCGUUGCCGCCCGGUGGAACCGCAUUCUGGCCUCUGCGACCGAGCGCAACGAACUCAUUGCCGCCGGUAACGGAGACUACAGUGAUGACGAAGGAUUGGUCAUCCCCGACGCCAACUACCUCGGCUUCAACAACAAGCUCAUCACCCAGGACGUGCGCUAUCUGGCCCACACUAUCUACAAGUGGCCUCUCCUGCACAAGGACGGCAGUAACACCACCCAGGUUGUCCCAUCUACCACCAUCACCCGCUUCCUGUCGACCUUUGCUAUCCGCGUCGAUGGUGAUAACUUCCGGGUCACCGCGGAUAACAUCACUGGUGUCGACUGGACCUCGUCGCAGACUGCUCCCAUUGGCAGUGUUCCUGGCAUCUCUAAGCCCCUGCUGACCAUGGGUAACACGGGUCACUACGAGUACCUCAACGCCGAGAAGAUCUACCUGGCUGCUACCACCAAGGACAAGUCGAUUGCCUUUACCGAGGGAGCCCAGCACACCAUUGACACCUGUACCGCCUGCGAGAGCUACCCUGGACAGUACGGUGACACUGUCAAGACUGCUUUCAACUUCAUGGACAAGUGGCUGAGCCAGCCCGGCCGUUUCAUCUCUGCCUAA
This is a messenger RNA of Aspergillus brunneoviolaceus CBS 621.78, 1125 nucleotides long. RefSeq lists its product as uncharacterized. Lineage: Eukaryota; Fungi; Ascomycota; Eurotiomycetes; Eurotiales; Aspergillaceae. The record is from RefSeq and is a predicted model, not a curated record. The transcript is spliced from 2 exons. The coding region runs from base 1 to 1125 and encodes 374 amino acids.